Canariomyces notabilis is the source of this 951-nucleotide messenger RNA. RefSeq lists its product as uncharacterized. The record is from RefSeq and is a predicted model, not a curated record. Lineage: Eukaryota; Fungi; Ascomycota; Sordariomycetes; Sordariales; Chaetomiaceae. Bases 1 to 951 code for a protein of 316 amino acids. The transcript has a single exon.
AUGGCUGCGACUACCGUCACUUCCGCCUCUGCUACCGUCAUAACCUCCUUCCCCCUCAACCCUCUCACCACCACGUUCACGCCGCCAGCACCAUGUACCGGCAUCUACUGGUCAAACGUCGGCAUCGUCGGCGGCAUGUCGUCGUGCCAACCCUCCGGCUUCGGCCUCUCGGCGACCAACUACUUCUCCCCCGGCAUCGCCUGCCCCGCCGGCUACUACACCGCCUGCCACGACACUCAAGGCGUCUCGAGCAUAACGACGGUGACCUGCUGUCCCAUCCGCGACUCCAUCACCCUCUCCUGCGUCGACCCGUCCACGCUCUCAAGCAUAUGGGAGAACCUGUUUUGCACAUGGAUCGCCCCGCAAAGCGGGGCAGCAGUCCCAAUGACCCUCUCCGCUGAAGGCACCACAUCGACCAUUCUCUCGACCAUGACAAGUCCGGAAGGGAUAAAUGCGUACGGCAUCCGGAUGGUACACCAGGCCACCGAUCUCGCAACGACGACGGCAACGACGACGCAGACAGCAGGAGGAGGAGGAGGAGGAGGAGGAGCAGCCGGCGGUAUCCAGUCAGGGGUGCCGUCGUUGACGCCUUCCCCAGCGCCGUCUGAUGCGCAGUCCAUGUCCACGGGCGCGAUCGUGGCGGUUGCAGUGGUUGUGCCUGUGGUCGUGCUAUCUCUGCUAGCGGCGCUCUUUUUCUGGCUAUGGAAGAAACGCAAGCGGACGUCCCAGGUUCCCGAGCUUGGCGCUGGGCUGUCGCCGCAACAACAACAGCUUCUGCUGCAGCAGCCGCCGCCAGGGCAGCUUGGCUCCUAUGUGUAUGGCUCCGAGGCGAAGCCAGCGGCGCAUUGGGAAGCUGCACAUCCGAACGCGUCUCCUGUGGAGCUGCCUCUCAGUCACGUAUCCGCUGCCGAGCUUCCUACUGAAAUACACCGCCAAGGGGCCAAUCGGUAG